AACUGUGCCCCUUCCUAUUCUGACCCUGGGUGUACAGGGAGACCAUUAGAGAGAGAUAAUAAAACCCUAAAGCAGAGAAAGAGAGAGAGACAACCCUAAUAAAAUAAAAUAGCAUGGCAAGCAUGGCUCCCUCUUUCUCCCUCCUCUUUGUGGUGGUCACCCUUUUCUUCGCCAGUGGUGCCGAGGCAAAAUUCAAAGGCAUCAACUCCUGGUGCCGGACCUCUGACUACAAGCUCCUUUGCACCCGGAUGGUGAAUGGAGCUGCGACCCAGGAGGCCGCCAUCGCCAACGCCGUCCAAGCCACCCUCCAAGCCACCACCCGGUUGAGACCUCAGCUCGAUCUCCUCGGGGAGGCUCUGUCGAACCUUCCCGGGCUCACUAAAGACUCUGUGAUCACCACAUGCAGAGAGAGCUUUGAAAAUGCUGAAGACAAUCUCAAGGAGGCCUUGGAUUAUUUGAAGGCUUCCGACCGGUACACGGUGGUUGAUAGGAUUCAGACGGCGGAGAGCUCCUUCUUGGACUGUGUUACUGCUAUCAAGGAAAUGGGUGGCGCCACCUCUCUGGGAAAGACUAGCAAGAUCUUGUAUAGGUAUUCAAGCAACUGCAUGGCGGCCGCCACCCAAACCUAAUGCAUGCAUGUGGCUGUGAAGACAGGAACCGAUAAUUCAAACACACAAAAAAUACUAAGAAAAGUAGUGAGGUGUGAUCUAGAUUUAUUUUCAGUAUGUGGGCUCUUCUACAUGAGUCGAAUUUGAACCACACUAUUGCUUUUGUUGGUUUUUUCUAUGUCUGAAUUGUUGAUAUAUAUAGUGGUACAGCCAAGGAGGGAUGAGGAUUGUGAAGGGGGUUGGUGUUGUGGGGCGAAAGCGCUCUGUUCUUAAAUUUCUUUAUUCUUUUAUCUAAUAAUUUCAAAUUAUGUGAGAAUUUGAUAUAAAAAAUUUUAAGAUAUAAUUUAAUGAUAUGAGGUGCAGAGUAAUUUGAAGCCAAA
This is a messenger RNA of Camellia sinensis, 988 nucleotides long. Lineage: Eukaryota; Viridiplantae; Streptophyta; Magnoliopsida; Ericales; Theaceae. The record is from RefSeq and is a predicted model, not a curated record.